GCAAUGCUAGUGUCGUCUAUUUUGUAAUUUUCCGGGAAUAUUUGCCAGUGCGCGUCAGGAAUGGCUGAGGUUGAAGACCUGCCAACCAUGAAGAGUAAAAAGGAAAAAGUAGAAAUGAAAAAGGCUGAAAAAGAAGAGCUCGAGGAGGAAAACGCGAGAAUGCUCGCCGCUGUCGCCUUCGCAGUUGUUCUGAUCUGUAUUGGUUUACCUUUGUGGUGGAAAACAACUCAAGUUUAUAGAGUAGCCCUUCCCUACGAAAAAAUCGCCUCUCUUCGCGCCCAGGAAGAGCAAGGAUUGAGCUUGAAAUUGACCCUUUUGACCAUUGAAGAAGCCAGGGGAACACAAUUGUGCGCCGACUUUGAUACAGUUUUCAGGAUUACUAAACUCUUCCGGAUCUCCUGCACAAGCAGAGCCCUGAACCCUUCUGAAAAGGCAGACAUUGGAGGCGUGCAAAAUUUGGCAGAACUUGAUAGACUGGAUAUAAUUCCAGUGGAAAUUGGAAACAUUUUGCUGGUCGAAGUUCCAGGCAUGUUAAGGCUGACUCAAAAUCAAAUAGUCCUUGGCUCAAAGCGUGCGUUGUUUUUCUCUUCUGAAACGGGAGCAAAGAAACUUGCCAUGGUUCUGAAUGAAUGGCUACUGCGCGAAGAAACUAUCACGCACACCCUGAAAGCAAUGAGAGCUCCCACUCUGGCUGGAAAAAGUAAAGAGGCAAGGACCAGAGUGCCUCCGACCGUUGGAAGUCUGGACAUUCUCUUGAGCUUGGCCGUCCCAUCUCCUGAGGAAAUCAAAGUUGAUUGGGACAUCAUGGCUGCCAUUGAAGAUUAUUUGCACCCGUUUCUAAAGGAGAUGAGCAGCAUAUCAAAUUUUUCAGUCAAAUCGCAGGUCACAUAUUUUGCAACGCUUGGAGUGAGGAAGAAAGCUGUCAACACUAAGGAACUUGGUCCUCACUACGCCAUUCAAGAGGAGUUGUUACCACAGAUCAUUUCACCUUUGGAAAAGAAAAUCGGAUCUCAUGUUUCUACGUCUGCUUCAUUGUGCCUGGUGCUCUACAUCCCUGGGUGCACUGAGGCGCCCCUGCACUUCUACACCAAGAAAGGACAAGUGGUUCCUACAAAUGCCAUCAUAUCUGCUAGGUGGGGUGGUCUCGUAGUGCUUAAUCCUCCAAAGCAUGCUUGCAAGAACGAUGACGAGCCAGCAGAGAUGCGAGUGCAAACCCUGAAGGUCAUGGGACUCUUUUUGGCUCAGCUUAGACAGUUACUUGGAAUACCAGAACUGGAUCCAAUUCCCUCUGCGGAAAUGCUGCCUCUGAUGGAAGCCGAACCUCGGCUUUGGGAAAUCGACUCACUGAUGAGAACUAGAGCUUUGGAGCAGGUUACUUCUGCGACCCUUACUUUGCAGUCUCUCUCAAAACUCCUAGGCCAAAUCGGCAACAUUGUGAUUGGCGAUGAAGUGGGCAGAAGUAUUUUUGUCGCCACCGAACAUGCUCACAGGGCGGAAGCGCUUUUAUCCCAAGGUCAUCUGAAGGAAGGAUUUGAGGUUGCCAGAGUUGCCUUCUUGGAAUCGGAGUCGGCGUUUACUGACCCGUCUUUGCUGGCGCUGCUCUACUUCCCAGAUGAUCAAAAGUAUGCUGUUUACAUUCCACUCUUCCUGCCUGUCAUGAUCCCUGUGCUGAUGUCGUUGAAGACAAUUAAGAACUGGAUAUUCAAGAAGUUAGGCAAAAGCAAAAGAGACUGACACCUCCUCUCAUGCAAGUCAUUUUUUUAAUUAAAACCCAUACGUUGUGAUUUAUAUUUA
Molecule: messenger RNA, 1794 nt
Organism: Cloeon dipterum
Lineage: Eukaryota; Metazoa; Arthropoda; Insecta; Ephemeroptera; Baetidae
Gene: PIG-S
Product: phosphatidylinositol glycan anchor biosynthesis class S
Exons: 11
Coding region: 61-1734 (557 amino acids)
Biological process (GO): attachment of GPI anchor to protein
Cellular component (GO): GPI-anchor transamidase complex
Source: RefSeq, a predicted model, not a curated record